AUGGGAAAGAGAGCGGAGGAGCUCGAUAUCGAUAAUCUAUUGGAUGAGAUUCCCCAUCUUCGUCAUCGUGGUGUCCUCGAUAGACCCGACGGUGCCGGUUUCUGUAUCGCCGAUGAGUUGCCGACGUCGAUCCUCCAUGGGGAUGGCGCAUCAUUCUAUCAGAAGACUGAUGUAAGGCAAUCUCGCUCUCCUUCUGCCAUUAUCAUUGGUGGUGGAUUUGCAGGGAUUGCAGCUGCUCAUGCACUGAAAAAUGCAGCUUUUCAGGUUGUGCUUUUAGAAUCUCGGGAUAGAAUUGGUGGUCGAGUUCACACUAACUACUCAUUUGGUUUUCCUGUUGACAUGGGAGCAGCCUGGUUGCAUGGUGUCUGCAACGAGAAUCCAUUGGCAUCUUGGAUUGGAAGACUUGGUCUACCAAUUUAUCGAACUUCUGGUGACAAUUCUGUCUUGUAUGAUCAUGACUUGGAGAGCUACGCACUCUUUGAUGGUGAUGGACAUCAAGUGCCUCAAGAUCUAGUGGAAAAAGUUGGUAAGGUGUUUGAAACCAUUCUGGAAGAGGCUAACAAACUCAGGUGGAGUUUGAAGGAUUAGGAGAAUUAAGAAGCAAGGAUGAAGAAG
Molecule: messenger RNA, 615 nt
Organism: Zingiber officinale
Lineage: Eukaryota; Viridiplantae; Streptophyta; Magnoliopsida; Zingiberales; Zingiberaceae
Product: polyamine oxidase 3-like
Exons: 7
Coding region: 1-588 (195 amino acids)
Biological process (GO): polyamine catabolic process
Cellular component (GO): peroxisome
Molecular function (GO): polyamine oxidase activity
Source: RefSeq, a predicted model, not a curated record